Peromyscus leucopus (white-footed mouse) is the source of this 4534-nucleotide messenger RNA. It is a transcript of the gene Sec14l1, whose product is annotated as SEC14 like lipid binding 1. The record is from RefSeq and is a predicted model, not a curated record. Gene Ontology annotation, cellular component: cytoplasm; cytosol. Gene Ontology annotation, biological process: negative regulation of RIG-I signaling pathway. Gene Ontology annotation, molecular function: RIG-I binding. The transcript has 17 exons. NCBI's taxonomy places the organism in Eukaryota, Metazoa, Chordata, Mammalia, Rodentia, Cricetidae. Bases 203 to 2356 code for a protein of 717 amino acids.
AACCACUCGAGCCCUCGCCGCGCCCCUCGGCGCUCCCGCCCCGUCCCCCGUCCCCGGAACCGGCGGUCGAGCGGCGGCAGCCGAGCCUGUGGCACGGCUCUCUCCCCGCGGAGCCGCCGGCAUGAACGCAUCCCGCCUCCCCGCGUCCCCGACCCGGUCCUUUUGACAAGAGGAGUAAGAAGAUUGCUAUUAAAUUACAACCAUGGUGCAAAAAUACCAGUCCCCGGUGAGGGUGUAUAAACACCCUUUUGAGUUAAUUAUGGCUGCCUAUGAAAGGAGGUUCCCUACAUGUCCUUUGAUUCCAAUGUUCGUGGACAGUGACACCGUCAGCGAAUUCAAGAGUGAAGAUGGGGCUGUUCAUGUCAUCGAGAGGCGCUGCAAGCUGGAUAUCGACGCUCCCAGGCUGCUGAAGAAGAUCGCAGGAGUCGAUUAUGUUUAUUUUGUCCAGAAAAACUCCCUGAAUUAUCGAGAACGCACUCUGCACAUCGAGGCCCACAAUGAGACGUUUUCUAACCGGGUCAUCAUCCAUGAGCACUGCUGCUACACGGUUCACCCUGAGAACGAAGACUGGACCUGUUUUGAACAAUCUGCAAGUUUAGAUAUCAAAUCCUUCUUUGGGUUUGAAAGUACAGUGGAAAAAAUUGCCAUGAAACAAUAUACCAGCAACAUUAAAAAAGGGAAAGAAAUCAUCGAGUACUACCUGCGGCAGCUGGAGGAGGAAGGCAUCACCUUCGUGCCCCGCUGGACCCCACCCUCACUGGGGCCCUCAUCAGAACCAUUGUCAGCAAGCAAGAGUCAAACCACAUCUGCAGCUGUCCUGGUCCCAGAUGCUGCUGCCCUCAAGGAGGGGCUGAGCGGGGAGGGCCUCAGUAGCCCAGGCACAGCAUCUGAGGCUGUGGUGGGAACCCCUGACGACAAACUCGACGCCGACUACAUCAAGCGGUACUUGGGCGACCUGACCCCGCUCCAGGAGAGCUGCCUCAUCAGGCUGCGCCAGUGGCUGCAGGAGACUCACAAGGGCAAAAUUCCAAAGGAUGAGCACAUUCUCCGCUUUCUGCGUGCCCGGGAUUUUAAUAUUGACAAAGCCAGAGAGAUCAUGUGCCAGUCUCUAACUUGGCGGAAACAGCACCAGGUGGAUUACAUCUUGGACACCUGGACUCCACCCCAGGUCCUUCAGGAUUACUACGCUGGAGGCUGGCAUCACCAUGACAAAGAUGGGCGGCCGCUGUACGUGCUCAGGCUGGGGCAGAUGGACACCAAGGGCUUGGUGCGAGCCCUCGGAGAGGAAGCCCUGCUACGAUAUGUUCUUUCCAUAAACGAAGAAGGCCUGAGACGAUGUGAAGAAAAUACCAAAGUCUUCGGCCGGCCCAUCAGCUCGUGGACCUGCCUGGUGGACCUUGAAGGGUUGAACAUGCGGCAUCUGUGGAGACCUGGGGUCAAAGCCUUGCUGCGCAUCAUCGAGGUGGUGGAGGCCAACUACCCGGAGACGCUGGGCCGCCUCCUCAUCCUCCGUGCCCCCAGGGUCUUCCCUGUCCUCUGGACAUUGGUUAGUCCAUUCAUCGACGACAACACCAGAAGAAAAUUCCUCAUUUAUGCAGGAAAUGACUACCAGGGCCCUGGAGGCCUGCUGGAUUACAUCGAUAAAGAGAUAAUCCCAGAUUUCCUGAGUGGGGAGUGCAUGUGUGAUGUGCCAGAGGGUGGACUAGUCCCCAAAUCUCUGUACAGGACUGCAGAGGAGCUGGAAAAUGAGGACCUGAAGCUCUGGACGGAGACCAUCUACCAGUCUGCCAGCGUGUUCAAAGGAGCCCCGCAUGAGAUUCUCAUUCAGAUUGUGGACGCUGCCUCAGUGAUCACCUGGGAUUUUGACGUGUGCAAAGGGGACAUCGUCUUUAAUAUUUAUCACUCCAAGAGGUCUCCCCAGCCACCCAAAAAGGACUCGCUGGGGGCCCACAGCAUCACUUCUCCAGGUGGGAACAAUGUGCAGCUCAUAGACAAAGUCUGGCAGCUAGGCCGGGACUACAGCAUGGUGGAGUCUCCUCUGAUCUGCAAAGAAGGCGAGAGUGUGCAGGGCUCCCAUGUGACCAGGUGGCCCGGCUUCUACAUCCUGCAGUGGAAGUUCCACAGCAUGCCAGCGUGUGCCGCCACCAACCUGCCCCGAGUGGACGACGUGCUGGCCUCCCUGCAGGUCUCCUCUCACAAGUGCAAAGUGAUGUACUACACAGAAGUGAUCGGGUCCGAGGAUUUCCGAGGCUCCAUGACCAGCCUGGAGUCCAGCCACAGUGGGUUCUCACAGCUGAGCGCCGCCACCACCUCUUCCAGCCAAUCACACUCGAGCUCCAUGAUUUCCAGCGAAUGACUUGUAUGACAUCCUGCAGAGACGAGCCUCCUCCUCCUCCACGGAACUGAAGCUGCAGCAGGCAGGCAGCCCCUAAGCUGCGCCGGAGUCCUCGAGGCUCCCUGUUAGUGGAGGUGGCCUGUGGAUUCAGGACAGCCCUUGAGGUCCCUUUCCUCUGAGGACUUGGCAGCCUACAAGAGCACCCGGUCCUGGAGCUGAGCCAGCCCGCUCCUGAGCAGGGACUCUGCCCAGGGGGGGCUGCCAGGCUCCUUGCGACUCCCGACAACACCGCCCGCCAUCAUUAAACAUUGCUUUCUCUUUCUUCCUCUUCAAAUCUUUUGAUAUUUUUCAGAGCAAAAUUUUUCUGUCCAUGGACUUGGGGAAGGGAAGGGUUCUAUCCUCUGCUGAAGGCUGUUUUUCCUCCUGCAGAUGGGCAGCUCUGUACCCGCCAGCACCCAGAGUCCCCAGUCCUCAGUACCCAGGGUCCUCAGUCCUCAGCACCCAGGGUCCCCAGUCCUCAGCACCCAGGGUCCCCAGUCCUCAGCACCCAGGGUCCCCAGUCCUCAGUACCCAGGGUCCGCAGUCCUCAGCACCCAGGGUCCGCAGUCCUCCUAGCACCCAGGGUCCGCAGUCCUCAGUACCCAGGGUCCGCAGUCCUCCUAGCACCCAGGGUCCACAGUCCUCAGCACCCAGGGUCCCCAGUCCUCAGUACCCAGGGUCCGCAGUCCUCAGCACCCAGGGUCCUCAGUCCUCAGCACCCAGGGUCCUCAGUCCUCAGCACCCAGGGUCCGCAGUCCUCAGCACCCAGGGUCCGCAGUCCUCCGCACCUGGGAUCUUCAGCUCUCAGCGGGGUGUUUGGGAGCAGUAGGUCACACUUCCUUUCGGAAGUGUGGCAGUGCAGACUCCAGCAGUGUGCUCCAGGGUGAUGCAUGGCUUGUAGUGGCCUUGGGUGUGUGGUGGAUGUUGUAGGGGCGUGUGCAGGUGCCGUUUGCAUGCAUGAGGGAGCGGGGUGCUGAUGGGAUGGUAGGACUUCAUUUGUUCUAUCAGCAUUUUAUAGAAGCAGACCAGAGGUUGGCUUGCUUUGUCUUUUUCUUUCUGAUCCCAACUUCCCAAAGCCUGCUGUUUGAGCAGGCCCUCACUUCACAGCUUGUAUGGGGAAAGUGUGUUGCUUACAAAGCUGUCUGGAAGUUGCAGGUGGCCGAUCUCCACGAGAAGGGCAUGGGAUCUGUUUGAGUGUGUGGUAAACGUGUCUAAAGAUGGGUGCCAGACCCAUAUGGCCGUGAGUGUGUUCGGCAGGUGUGGAAUCAUGUGUUGAUGCUGCUCUGAGGCACUGGGUGAUGUCUGUGUGACUUGAGAGCUUUGUGGAGGCUGUGGCAUGUCAGCAAGCAUGAGGAGACACUACACGGCAGCCUGGCUUGGCCAGUGACCCCGCUAGCUCCCGGCGCCCUGCGUCAUGCCCAGGCCUCUGGUUGCUGGCCUCUCUGGCCCUUCGCCAUGCAUUUCCUGUGCGUGGGAGCCAUUUCUAGACAGCACAGCAGGGCUGCAGUUACUGUCAGCCCCCUGCUUCCGGUCAGGGCUUCCCAGCUCCAAGUGAAAGGACCUGAAGAUGCCCCCGCUCUUUCUCUCUUCUCUCUCCCUCUCCCUUUCCCUCUCUCUGUGUCUCAGAUGGCGAUUUUGCUGACAGCCUCCAAGAAAAUGCUUCACUCAACAGUCCACAUGUGCCCAGAUGUUUGUAGAGCUAUUUGAGUCGCAGCCUUGUCUCAGGCUGAAGAUCUGUCCCCUUAAGUCCAUUCAGAAGUGGCACUGUUCAGCCCCUCAGAGCUGAGCGCAUCUUUAAGAGCUCACAGCACAUGACUGCACACUCCCAGGCCUUCAGCUUUCCCCGAGUCACAGGGCGCUGGCUGCCUUGUGAGGGUGACUAGGUGUGAUGUGAGUGUGUGGCUUGCAGAGUCUCUCCUCACAGUGCCCGGCACGUGUCCUAAAAUGCUGCUGUCUCGCCCUCCCACCCCCAGGACCUACUCUCUGGGUUCUCUUCUCUUCCUAGUGUCUUAAUUCACUCUCCUUCCUGAAUCCAUUAUUUGCAUAUCAAAUUCUGUAAAUGUUUUGUAAACAUAUUACCUCACUCUUGGUAAUACAGUACUGAUAGUCUUUAAAAGAUUUUUUAUUGUUACAAUAAUAAAUGUGAACUGUUUAAGAAGA